AUGGACAGUGUACCUAUUAACAGGUAUUUAACAUUACAGCAAAAAUUUCUCUUUUGUAUUUAGUCAGUAGCUCAUUAUCUGGAGCGAGCAACGUCUCUGUACAAGUGUCCUGGCGUUUUCAAGGACCAUUUUAUUUUUUAUGAUUUUGGCGCGAAGUUUGUAUUUUAUUUUAUGAUUAUUUUUUAUUUCAGUUUUUUUUUUAUUUCAUUCUUUAUUGACUACAUAAAACAGAAAAUAGACAGAAGAGGAAAAAAGAAAUAAAAGCAAACUAACUAACGAACAAUUUAACUAACUAACUAACUAAACAAGUUUGUGACAAUGAACAAUGAAUAAUAUCGAAUAGAUACGAAAACAGACUUAUUAAAACAUUUCCUACAAAAGACUAAGUAAAAAAUACAAUACAAUAUAUAGCUCUAACUUGAACUAAGUUAUUAUGACAAACUAUAAUUUAUCCAAGCAAUGGAAAAAAUAGAAAUAAAAAAUAUUUAAAAAAUAUUCUUAGGAGAUAAACUGAACCACUUUCGUUUAAAGAAGUUUUUAGACGCGAAUUUAGGUUAUCUUUUCAGCCCUACAGUCCCACAAACCAGUCAGCAAAACCUACAGACCUUAAAAUGCUAAAUUGCCUUUUAAUGACUUUUAGUUUGAUAUGUAAGACUUUGACUGCGCUCAUAGAUGAAGCAAAGUUUUCAUUUUCGCGGGGAAAGUGCCAUAAAAUGUAUCUAACACUAAGUAAACUUUCGGGUGUAUUGGUAAUUGCUUGAAUUGGAAUUAACACUGCGAUGAUCAUAUCGAUCUUUAUGUAAAAAUUUGUAUUUCCAAAUUUCACAUCAACUUCAUGUUUCAUUCCUUUCACGGGUAAAGAUGCUCCCUGAAAGUAUGGGUCUUCAUAGCCUAAUUGGCAGAGCACUGCAGCGCUAGCGCAGAGGCCAUGGGUUCGAAUCCCGUUGAAGUCCCGAAAUUAUUUUGGGGUUCAUUUGCAAUUGCUUAUAUUGCAAUCAUCACUGCAAGGAUCAUAUCAACAUUGUAUUUUUCCAGUUCACAUCAUCUUCAUAAGACUAGACCUGUCGGUGAAAAAGCCUUGACAUAGACCUAGGGUGAGAGUUGCUAGCUCAGGGUUAUGGGUUCCUAAUUUAAUCAAUACAUGUUUGACGAUAUCCAGAAAUGGGUUUUCUUUAAUGUAAGGUUGAACCUGAGUCGCACCUCAAUUUGACAACACCUCUCACAAGCGACCAUCUCUCAUAAGUAACCACCAGUCCAAAAUCAGUUUCAACAGUCAAAGCACCGGGAUCAUAAUGACACAGAAAUUGUCAAAGACAGCAGGCAUUAUCUUUUCCUAGCCCUGAGAUACCAGCAGCUGAAGUCACUUUCAGAGACAAUAGAGGAAUGAAGCGGUUAGUUUCUAUUGAAACUGUCAAAACAUUGCAAUUGUUACCCUGGCCACAGAAUCCUAAUGAGACUAAAAGUCUUGAGGAGACAACAGAGUUAAGGGAAUGUAAGCAACUACGUUUUUGAACGGCGGACACACAUCAACCACAUUCUUUGAUUUCUUGGGCUGCGAGUUUGACCAAAGUUUUGGGCAAAUCGCCACUGACUUUGACAGUGAAGACCCUUAGGUAACAAAUUUGGUAGCGACAAGGCAUAUUAACAGGGAAAACAGUCAAAUUCCGGUUGACCUGGGUCGCUCAAAAACGUCUUUGUUUGAGCUCCCAUUAUCUUGUCCUCGUCCUGAGAUCCCUGCAGCUGACAUGUCUUCCACAGACAAUAGAGGAAUGAAGUAGUUGGUUUCUUACAGAAACUUUGUUUGAGUGAAGCACAAAAAUUUCGCUUUAUCAACUGAUUUGAUAACACGAUUUGAUAAAAUCAAUUAUCCACCAUUAAGUGGGUAGACUGGUUGUUUUUGAAGGAAAUGAUGUUGAUUUGGGAGGGAAAUAAAUUAGAGUAAAAAAGGUAUAAUACACGUAACCAGUUAGUCCACUGAUCGGCUCAGAGGCACCUUGUUAUGGCUGUGGACUACCUGGUAUUUGUCUGCUAAUUAUUUACUUCAUAUUUUGAUUUUUAACAACCCCUAAAUCAAAUAUUUUCAUAUGUCUAAAAUUUUAAACAUCCCCUCCCCCAAUUUUUAUACAUUAAAAAAUAUUUUUAAAAAAUUAUUGAAGCAAGGACUCCAACAUAACUGAGUUGUUACGCCGCAAAAUGUUAUAAUCGCCGCAAAAUGUAAUAUUAACGCAAAAUGUAAUAAGAAUCGCCGCAAAAUGUAAUACUAACGCGAGAUGUAAUAACAUUGACGCAAAAUGUAAUAAAAUUUUCAACGCAAAAUGUAAUAAUCUUUCAACGCAAAUUGUAAUAACUUUUCUAACGCAUAAUGUAAUAACGCAAAAUGUAAUAAUUUCCGAAAUAACGACGUGCAUGCUAUUUCAAAAUCGGUAUUGUGGCUCAGUAAUCAGUAGCUGAUCCAGAUCUUCAUGUGAAUUAUUAUUAGUAGUAGUAUCAAUAUUGAUAUUAAUAAUAGUAAUAAUAUCUAUUUUCUUCUUCUUCUUCUUCUUUUUAUCAUUAUUAUUAUUAUUAUUAUUAUUAUUAUUAUUAAUGAAAUAACGGUUGAAACGUCAUGUUACUUCCGUGCUGAGCUACGCAACACUCUUCCCCAACAAGGGAGGAGGAGCGUUGCGUGACGAGACAAAAAUGGCUGCAAGAGCUUGCUGUACUGUACCAAAACUGUAGCAACUGAGAGACUUGGUUUAAUUUCAGGUGUUGAAUUUUAUUCAGUCAAAUAAAAUAGCUGUUGUCGAAAACAAGUAAUAGAAUCAACUUUCAAAGCAUAAUUCAAAUGCAUUUAAAAUAUAAGAUAUCUGUCACACUUUUUGUCAUGAGAACCAGACAACUUUGGCUGUAGCUUACUUUUCCUAAGUUGUCACUUAAUAGAGGCUGAAUUGUUCUAAAUGCUGUUUUUUAGGUCCAAGUUUCCUUUAUGUUGAAGUUUCCAAGCUUUGCAAAGUCAAAUCAGUUUGCUUUGUAAGGCAGUUGUCGUUUGCCUAGAACAGAUAGCGCAAUUUUUUUUUAGUUAGCCCAGUAACACAUUUCUGAUUGGAGAAGAGCUAAGCUGAAGCACAAAAACAUUGAAUUUGCCUGGAAAGGCAGUUGUGAUUAGAAGACAGGCCAUCCCCUUUUUUCUCUCCGUUUGGCAUUUUCAAAAAAAAAGUAACGACGUAGUUAAACCAUUUUUCACUUGAAAUAAUUCUUUUAAUCUGAAAAAUGAGCAUAGUUACAGCAUAGAGAAAAACAGGAACAAAGACAUAAACAUUUUUUACAGUAUAUUGUGUAUUUUGUUAAUCCAAAUAUGUGAACGUUAACUUUCAACAUCGUCCUGGGGUACCAGGGCCUCCUAUUCCGACACUUCUUGUGAUUUUGUUUUUUAGGUUUUUUUUUUUCAAUCCGACCGACCGACUCAAUAUCAGGGAACGCAUUCGAGGCUAAACGAUACCUUGAAUUUGCUCAGCAAUGCAAUCGCCAUUGGCUUAGAGUUGACAGCACCAAAUCUUGAACUGGGAGAUCCAUAAAAAGUGCGCAAUUUCGUCUUUUUAGGGACGACCAUUUUUGACCACUUGAGAGGGGAGGGUGUAUGGGUAAUUUGGUUUGGGUUAGAGUUUUUGGAUAAUUAUCGGAUACUGUCCACAUACCCCUCCCCUAAGCCAACAUUAACACUUAUUUCUCACUUAGGGCGAAAUGUUGGCUUAGGGGACGGCUAGGCGGGCACCGUGUUGGGACCUGUAUUACGUUCAAAUCAGCGAAAACAAACGUCCUAUUAAUAAUAAUAAUAAUAAUAAUAAUAAUAAUAAUAAUAAUAAUAAUAAUUAAUAGCAAGAGUAAUAUUAAUAUUAUUAAGAAUAUUAAUAGUAAUAUUAAUAUCAAUAAUAAUAAUAGCUUAUAAUUUAAUUGAAGAUCUGAAUUCGCUACUACCGAUGACUGAGCAACAAUACCGAUUUUGAAAUAGCAUGCAAGUCGUUAUUCGGAAAUUAUUACAUUUUGCGUUAUUACAUUAUGCGUUAGAAAAGUUAUUACAAUUUGCGUUGAAAGAUUAUUACAUUUUGCGUCAAUGUUAUUACAUUUUGCGUUAGUAUUACAUUUUGCGGCGAUUCUUAUUACAUUUUGCGUUAAUAUUACAUUUUGCGGCGAUUAUUACAUUUUGCGGCGUAACAUGAGUCAUUUUUUGAUUGAAUGAAUUCUUGGCUAGAUAUUUAAGAAAAAGGGACGAAAAAUAGAAAAACAAUGUUUUUAACCAGACUGCCUCCUUAAAAAAAUCGAAAGCUAACGUUUCGAGCUGUAGCCUUUCGUUCAAAUAAGGACUCAACUUCACAAAUGGCCAGGACAAUUACGUCUAUCAUCCAUGAACUUCGUCAUUUAUAAACUGGAGUCAAUACUGUCGCUAAAGCGAUGAUGGUGUCAAAAUAAAUUCCAACCUCUUUUAAGCCUGCUCCGGGGGAAGAGUCGGGCUUUCGUAUAACAAUGACGGGGAUAUUCGUAGGAAGAUUAGAAUAAGACCCCAAGGAAUUGUGGUAUGAUGAAUUUUGUUAUUUUUAUUUAGGAAUUCCUUUAAGUGCAACUCAAACUGAUAUCUUCAUUAAUAAAAGUAGUGUCUUUCCGUCCUGAACAUCUUAAUUGGGACUAAAAUCUGCCUCUAGGCGAGACGACAACCAACGCGUAAUUUCAUGAGGGAGUCAUCCCCCUCCCCCACCCUGGGAAACGACCGGACAAAAUGCCAAAUUUUGAAUUUCGUGGUUGCUGAUAAUGUGGCUUUUUAAAUACUUAAGACUAUUAGGAUAGGGAGGAGUGGAUGAGGGAGGGAGGUUAAAAAACAGUUGAACUCACUUUUAACGGAGGGACUCCAUCUCUGAUCGGAUUUAAGAUUGUUCAAGAAACUGCUUUGUUUUGCAGGACCGCACUGGCUGUUUUCGACGUGGUUUCACAGAAUCUGGCAGUCUAUGGAUAUCUUGUGCAGUGUUGCAUCCAUUACCCACCUUCUUCUUAUAAGCAUCGAACGUUACAUUUGCAUUUCAAGUCCGCUUACUUACCACAGCAUCGUCACGACGAGAAAAGCCCGGGUCGCCAUUUUUUAGCGUGGCUCUUUGCGCUUGUUAUGACGAUCCUUAAACUAUUGCUCUGGGGAGGACCAACUAAGGUUUACCAGCUUACCAGUUUCGUACUGUGUUUCGCUACACCUGUCUUGGUUAUGAGCUACGCAUAUAUCAUGAUAUUCAGAGUUUCUCGUACGCAAGCCAAAAAAAUGAUCUUCAAGAUUGGCGAGAAGACUAAACGAUUCUGCCUUCCCAAGGAGCUGAAGGCUGCAAAGACGCUUGGAGUCGUAAUGGGAGCCUUUGUUUUAUGCUGGUUCCCGUUCUUCUUUCUUAACGUUUACCAUGCUUUGUGCCCGUGAGUAGAUGUUUUCUUUUCUUUCAAAUAUUUAAUGGAAUAGAAUGGUUACGACGCUCGUCAGACUCCUUAAUUUGUUAUAUUUUUGCGAACUCGAAGGUGCUCAACUUUCAAUAGCAUUCCUAUCAUUUUGAUCUAAACUGCCUAAUAAAAGCGUUGCAUUAAUUUAUUCCGUCACAAUUUGUGCAAUCAGAAAACAAAGGAUUGUGCACCGUCAGGGAGUCUCCAACGUAAACUGAAGCACUGUUGUUCUUAUCUUGAGGUUUGCCGGCUUUCACAACCAGUCUCCUUUACCGUUUAUAUGGAGAAAACCUAUCCUAGGUAGAAAGAUCAUCCCUCGCGUUCGUAUGAGAAAAACGUUAAUUUGCCAGUCUCAAUCUACAGCACUUAUGCUGCUGUUUCUCUUAGUUGGUAUGGAACGUCCUUUAGUCAAGAACCUUUACCGAAACUACGAAUACGAGGUUUGACUGAAAACUGUUUUCGUGUUUUGUAAAAAAAAAACACCCCGGAAUGCUUCAGUACACUUUUUUUUCACCAGAAUAGCUGGCACACAGUUACCUUUAUUGGGGGAUGUUAAUCUCUCUCCCGAUGCGAUGUCUCGCGCGAGUACUGAGAAUAUCUAGUACUCGUAGUAGUUCUUGUCUUAGAAUCUAAAGCUCUCUAAUGCAAGGAACUUAACCAACCAUUUUAUUUUACAUCGUAGCUCCUGUCCUAUAGAUGCAGGAGCUGUAAUGGUUGCUAAAGGUCUUCACUACUUCAACUCUGUUCUCAACCCGAUCAUCUACAGUCUGAUGAAUAAGCAGUUUAAGACCGCAUUCAAACAUCUCUUCUACUUGACGUACUCGAACUUGUCUGGCAGAGGUCCUAUGAUGACCAGAUUAGACGUCGAUAAGCAACUUUCAUUUACCUACUUCUCUUCGUUGAAAAGCAAAUCAUCUAUGCAAGAGAAAAGUAGAGCUGAAGAAAACAACUUGCCUCAAAGGGUAUAA
Porites lobata is the source of this 6413-nucleotide messenger RNA. The record is from the annotation of a GenBank genome assembly. Lineage: Eukaryota; Metazoa; Cnidaria; Anthozoa; Scleractinia; Poritidae.